GAUCCGGAAGAGACCACCCCGGAAGCAGCACCGUUGAAGGCUGUCCCGGAGCCCGAGGCAAUGGCACCACCAGCACCGCCUCCGCGGGAAGACCAAGCCGAACUGAACAUUCAGGAUGUGAAGGCCAGAGCUUGCGACGCGCUGCACAAGGCUUUGGGCCUGGAGGAUGAGCAGCCGGUGGAUUUGGAUGACGUGAAGGCACGGGCUGCCGGUGCCCUGGAGAAGGCAUUGGGCGUUUCAGAAUCCGCUGCGACCUCCAAGGAGGAGACGGCCGAGGCCGAGCCAGCCCCGGCGCAACCAACCUUGGUUUCCGAAGUGCAGGAGAUCACCAGGCAAGUCAAGGAAGAGCUGGGCAAAUUCCAAGGCGAGGUGUGUGGACAGUUGCAGGACCUGAAGCAGCUGUCCAGCGAGGUUCGAAAGGACGUCGAGGAUCUCCGGCAUCAAGUGGCAGAGGCCAAGCGAGAGGUGUCGGGAUCAUCUACGUUCGGUGCCACAACCGUCACCACCAUCAAGCCAGAGGACCCUUUGCAGGACCUCGCUGGUGGGAGCCUUGCAGACCUUGAAAAGAAGAUCCGGGAGCGCAACGAGCGCUUCAGGCGCGAGAAUGCGGCUAUGCGGGAAGAGAAUGCACGCCUGAAGAUGAUGGGGCCAAAGGCUGACUAA
Molecule: messenger RNA, 663 nt
Organism: Symbiodinium necroappetens
Lineage: Eukaryota; Dinophyceae; Suessiales; Symbiodiniaceae
Source: the annotation of a GenBank genome assembly